Cyphellophora attinorum is the source of this 690-nucleotide messenger RNA. RefSeq lists its product as uncharacterized. NCBI's taxonomy places the organism in Eukaryota, Fungi, Ascomycota, Eurotiomycetes, Chaetothyriales, Cyphellophoraceae. The coding region runs from base 1 to 690 and encodes 229 amino acids. The transcript has 3 exons. The record is from RefSeq and is a predicted model, not a curated record.
AUGCGUACCCAAGUUGCCGUUGUCGGCCUUCUGGCCGCCGGAGCCACUGCUCUGAACAUCCCUCGUGGUGAAGAGAACGGUCAAGGCGGCGGCGGCGGCCACCACGACCACGAUCACGAACACUGGUCGACCUCAACCUCUUGCUCGACCUCGUCCACUUCAUCUUACCCCUGGCACAGCUGGUGGUCGUCCAGCACCACCACAACUGGCACUACCAGUGGCACGACAAGCAGCACGACCGCCAGCACGACCAGCAGCACUACCGCCAGCACCACUAGCAGCACUACCAAGAGCACCACCAGCUGUACUACAUCGAGCAGCACCACGAGCGCUACCACGGCCACAACAACCUGCAAGCCAGAGACCGUCACGUGCUACUACACUACCACGGUCUGGAAGGAAAAGGAAUGCCCUACUCAUGGCUGGGGCAAGUCCUCCACCACCGAAGCGUGGACUACCGGCAAGCACGAGCACGAGAAGACCACCAAGAAGGAGCAUCACGGCAAGCCUGAGCCCACUACCACCAAGAAGGAGCACCAUGGCAAGCCUGAGCCCACCACCACCAAGAAGGAGCACCAUGGCAAGCCUGAGCCCACCACCACCAAGAAGGAGGAGUACCACGGCAAGCCCGUGCCCCCCAAGGACGGCCAUGAGCACGACGGCAAGCCAUGGCUUAAUCCUCCUCAGUGA